AUUGGUUAUAUGUGGCAAUAUGGAUACAGUACGCUGAAUAGCAGAAGAAUAGGAAGAGGUGUCCCGUUUAAAACGAUAAUAAUUGUCGUCGAGGCUAUAUUCUAAACAUUGUAAAGCGCGCUACUUUUUUCUGAAAACUUAAUAUGUUCUGGUAAAUUAUGUGUAAUAUGAAUUCUAAGCUUCUCGAUGGCUGAAAAUGAAGAAAAUAAGAGGCCUAUGGUUGCUGCUGCCCAGAAGGGGCCGGCGCCGAACGCUUACGGGCUGCCGCCGCUGGUGGGCUACGACAACCAUGACGUCACCAAACAUCGGAUGCCCGCAUACACCAUGCGGAAGGCGCUGAAGAGGGCGGUGUGGCGCCUGGGUCCAGGGCCCAAGUACGCCUUCCAGAGGAACCUCACACGCUACGGGCCCAACGGCACGCCGCAGUACUCCAUGGCCAAAAAGAUACGCCCACUGCCGCGCCUCAACGUGCCGGGCCCCCCCGCCUACCUGACGGAGGAGGUGCCGCCGAUGCGGACGGACCGCGCGCCGGCCUACAGCCUGGGCGACCGCACCAAGCUGCGCAGCGAGGACUUCAACCCGGCGCCCAACGUUUACGUCUUGCCCGAAUACCUGGGGCCCAGCCAGCCAAUCAAGACGUCGGCACCCGCCUACACCAUGGCGAGCCGCGCCAAGCCGCUGCGGCCAGACAUCGGGCCCGGACCCGCGCGCUACCCGGCCGUCGACAUGUCCGUGUCCCGCAAGCGGCCGCCCGUCUACAGCGUCGUGGGCCGCAACUACCCGCCGGGCGACCGGGGCAUGAACCCGGGACCCGGCGCCUACCUGCCCGAGUACAACCGCGCCAAGAACCCGCCCAGCUUCUCGUUCGGCGUCAAGCACUCUCCCUAUAAGCGCACCCCCAUGGUCGAGGCCGACAACGAAGUCUGAUCAAUAAUUCACCCUGCUGCAAAUCACGAUGGCCUAUCUCUGUUCAUUUCAUUCUGGGAGUGUGUUUACACUAAACUUGAUCACACAACGGAUCCCAACAA
Molecule: messenger RNA, 1028 nt
Organism: Schistocerca gregaria
Lineage: Eukaryota; Metazoa; Arthropoda; Insecta; Orthoptera; Acrididae
Product: outer dense fiber protein 3-like
Exons: 4
Coding region: 187-927 (246 amino acids)
Source: RefSeq, a predicted model, not a curated record